Molecule: messenger RNA, 1788 nt
Organism: Corticium candelabrum
Lineage: Eukaryota; Metazoa; Porifera; Homoscleromorpha; Homosclerophorida; Plakinidae
Product: calcium/calmodulin-dependent protein kinase kinase 1-like
Exons: 19
Coding region: 138-1628 (496 amino acids)
Biological process (GO): protein phosphorylation; positive regulation of protein kinase activity; intracellular signal transduction
Cellular component (GO): cytoplasm
Molecular function (GO): calcium/calmodulin-dependent protein kinase activity; ATP binding; calmodulin binding
Source: RefSeq, a predicted model, not a curated record
CUUUCCUGUACAAUAACUUUCGGCCUUCUGUAGGUACGGGUAAUUUGUUAACGUUUCUGCGCGGUGACACAACGAAUUCUGGCUAGCUGGAGGUGUGACGGACACGGAUCUUGUCUUGCAGACAUGUACAGCUCCAGAUGAACGGACAGCAAGCGGAUCUAUUGACACAACGUUGUGCAGGCUACGAAAAUUGCGGUGUGGAAGAAGAACGUCGUCGAGCUCCAAAACUGCGCGACCUCUCAAAAAAUUUCAUGGUGUCAGUAAAAGAAGAAACUGCCUUGGAUGAAAUCGUAUCUACUGGUAACAACCUGACUGUGGACUAUGUCUCGAAGGCGGUCAGUCAGAGUAAUGGCAAAGCUCGAGCUAAAUCCGACUCUCCCUCUGAGCCACCCAAGUCGCCUUACAGACGAGCCACGUCUCUGACUCGAUCGUUAACAGUAGAAACUCAACAUGUCACGAGGGAAGAAACAGAUAGCUACACUCAAUUGAAUCAAUAUACCGUUCGGGACGAGAUAGGUCAGGGUUCCUAUGGUGUUGUCAGGAUAGCCACUGAUGAACGAAGUUCAACAAAUUUUGCAAUGAAAAUGGUCUCGAAGAAGAAAAUGAGAAGAGCUACGUUUGGGAGACGGCCUCCUAGAGGGAAAGGAGCAGCUGUAAAUACUCCAAUGCAGACUCUAGAAAGAGAGAUAGCGAUAUUAAAGAAGCUCGUUCAUCCUAAUGUGGUGAAACUAGUCGAAGUUCUUGACGAUGAAUCGCACGAUGAAUUAUACCUAGUGUUUGACCUUGUUCAGAAAGGGCCUGUUAUGGAAGUCGGUGUGACCGAGAUGUUUCCUGAAGAAACGGCGCGGCAUUACUUUAUCGACUUAGUAUUGGGAAUAGAAUAUUUGCACUUUCAAAAGGUCAUUCACAGGGACAUCAAACCAUCUAACUUAUUACUGACAGAAGAUGGUCACAUCAAGAUUGCUGACUUUGGUGUGUCAGAGUUUUUCGCGCAAUCAGAUGCCGAUCUUACAAAGACGGCCGGCAGUCCAGCUUUCAUGGCUCCCGAGUCCUUGCAACAAACAGGCGAACAGCAGAGCUUUCGUGGGAAGGCUACAGAUAUAUGGGCAAUGGGAAUCACUUUGUACUGCUUUGUGUACGGCAAGGUUCCGUUCGAGACGAGAAAUAUACUAGAGCUUUAUGAAUUAAUCAAAUCUGAACCCGUUCCUUACCCCGAAGACCGACUCGUGUCUGAAGAACUGAGAGAAUUGUUUGAUAGAAUACUAGAUAAGGAUCCGGAGACACGAAUAACGAUACCAGAACUAAAGAUGCAUCCGUGGUUGACUUUAAAUGGCGAAGAUCAUCUACCUUCGACAGAGGCCAACUGCACGGCUGUAGAAGUGACCGAUGAGGACAUAGAGAACGCUACACGCGACUUUGCCAAUUUCCCUCUACUGGUCUUGAUAAAAACCAUGGGUAAACGAAAGUCAUUUCGUAAUCCGUUCUUAUCGAGUGCUGAAGAUAAACAUCGAAGUUUCUCAAGGGCACUGAGUCUUGACAGCUGUCUUGGUGAGAGAUCUAUGAGUGAAUCGGACGGCAAUUUGAGCUCACUUGCUGAUGAUCCACGAUCGAAUCCGAAGAAUUCGUGAUGAAGAUCGACUCGAGACUCAGUAAGUGAGAGAGUAUUUCUUUAGUGAUGUUGAUAACAGAGUCUACUGCAUAUCGUACAGAUUCUAAGGCAUGUAUAUUAAUUACAAUGUAGCAAUGGCAGGUAGUGAACUCUAUAUAUACUAAAAUAUUACCAUCUGA